AAUAGGUAUUAUAUGGAGCGUGUGCGAGUGCUUUAUUUCUACCAUUUAAUUCUUUAAAAAUAAAAGAGAUCAAUAAACAAAGAAAAAUAUUGACACUAUUGUAAUGAUUUCUAAAUAACGGAUUUUAUCUAAAUAAAUAGUUAACGGAGAAAGAAAUAUGACUGUGGAAGUUGCAGCACCAAUAACUAGGCCAAAGACGGGCCAGGCCUUCCUCGAAUCAACAAGUUUCAAAAUAGGACAAGAUGAAUUGCUUACAAAUAACCGAAUGAACAGUAUUUUCAAAUCAGACUUUCCUCCAUAUGGAGCGUACGGACGGACACAAGGUGCCAAGCCUCCGCCUCUUUCGGAGGUUAUGCAUAGAGAUCAAAGCUUUUUCAAUGAAAGGGAAUCGGAGACCACGAAAUCCUUUGAGUAUAGACACUUAGCCAAACCGGAAAUUCAGGGCGCGAGCGGAAAAUUGAGAGUUACGAAUUUCAAAAUGGAUAGAGACCUUAACAAAUUCAAUGUUUUCGAAACGGUUCAUAACUCUUAUUUCACACCUAAAAUGGCGGAUACUUACAAUAGAGUGAAAGCACCUACAAUUAGAGAGAGUUACAUACCACAGGGUGAUAAGGAAAAGGAGUUAAUGCCCCUGACUGACUACAGAGAUCGCUAUAAGGGCCAUGAUACGCGUGAACAUAAAACUAUACGAGCAAAGUCAAUGCACGAAGGUGGACCACCUACUAUCAAGGGUGAUGGUCGGACUAGUAAUUUUAAUACGACACACAAUGAUACGUUUAUGGGAGAAUAUGAAAAACCAGUUCAAACACUUCCAGUCCCUCCAAGUUACAAUGUACCUGUAGGAGAUCCUAAUAAAGUUGUCGAACGUGAAACAACCAUGAAUGCAUCGUUUCAAGAUGUCUCCAACCAGAAUCAGCGUCAACAGUACAGCGUAGAAGAAGUCAGCCGGGUACUAAACCAGACCAACUUCAAGCAACAAGACGGUCAUUACAAAUGGAACGAUUACAGGAGCACGGCUUUAGCCUCCUAUAUGCCCGCAUCUGUACCAGUUGAAAGAUACCGGCCUAACAAACAUAGAAAUCACAGUGAUUUCCCCGAGGGUGACAUGGACCCCAGUCGAACCAAUGAUCGCGUCAGCCUGACAACAAACAGAUUUUACCACGGCAAUCCUCCGAGAGGUCUUCACAACAGUAUUGUUUCUGGAGCAAACUUGCGAACCAAAAGUAACGUCUGGUUCGGUGAACCGCCGCUAGGUGGCUCUUUUUACAACACAACCAACGCUGGAACAUUCGCUGCCAAGUCUGUACCAUACUCUUAUAACAGAAACAGUUUCCACAAAGACAGUGAUAUACCGUUGGAUUAUUACAAAAAUGAAAGAAACCACACUACGUCGUACACAGAUUAUCAGAACCCCAGACAGGCUAGAACAGCUCCAAAUCCCGUAGCUAUCAACAAUAUAAGCCGAUCACAUAUUAUGCCACCUUUGAGAAACUCCGGAUUCUUUACUACCACUCAUAACGACACAUUUACGCCUAAAAGGGCAGAUAAAUAUUCAUAUGACGCUGGUCGUUUACAGAAGAGUUCUGUCCCUUUGGGAACAAUGACAAAAAUUGAUGUAUAAUGUAAAUUUUCUACUCUAGAUAUUUUGUAUAACAUUCAUGUCAAUAAAACUGAUUUGCCUGAAUUGUAUUUUUCCCUAGGAAUAUUAAAUAUGUUGUGCUUUGAAAAGAAAAAGAAUUUUAACGAAUAAAUUCCUUUUUGGUAAAUAAGAAAUUUCAAGGUAGGGCUAUACAGGCUCUUAUUUGGGAGAACACCUUUUUCUUGAUGAGAUUAAAAAAAAAGAAGAGAAAACUUUCCAUCAAUAAAAGUCAAAUCUCCAUAAAUCAUGGAAAUACAUGAUCAUCAUGUAUAAAAGAUGAACGUGGAGUUGAUUUGGCCAAUAUAAACUGAUACUCAUUGUUGGUGUACUUACUGCUUGUUUCGUAAUUCAUAGGACGUGCAUGAGUAUCAAAUUAACAGAAAAUAUUCUAUAUUUUUAUGUGUGCUGUGGCGUGCAAUAUGUAUUCUUGCUCCAGGCGAACUACUUUAUUAUACUCUGUAACAACUUCAUACAUUCGAAGGAAAUGUCAAAGAAUCAGAAAUAGUACGAACAAUGCUACCAUUCUCAGUUGUCGAUAAAUCAUGCAAGUCAGUCCCAAAUAGUCCGACGUACUGUAGUGCUGCGAAUAAGGGGUAAAUUGUGGCGGCGUUUACAUAUCGUCUGUCCCCGCACAUUCGGGCCAAUGCGGUUGUGUUGAUUCACUGAGGAUAUAGUGGUGUCCAAAUCCCAGUGAGCAGACAGUUAAAAGAGAGUUUUCCAUGAUUCAUAAUUUGAAGUCCAUUUUUAAGGGCACAAAGGCCUUACACUGAUUGUUAAAGUGGGAAAAUUAGAGACAGAGACGAUUUUGGAACUACGGAUCAAUUGGCGCCCCGCGACGGUUUCAUCUACUUUGCCACUUAUCCGUUACAAAAACUUGAAAGUCAUACCACAUUUUCCAGAUAUACAGUCAAAAAUAUUUGAAAUAUCAUUUUAAUUCCAAUCUUGACCAGAUUACUACUGAUCGACCACAGGGGUCUUUCAAAUGGCUGUGUAACAUGUAAAUGUAUUCGAAUAAUCAUGUCUGAAAUGUAUGUGUAGUUUGAACAGUCACAGUAAUAACUGCCACAACUUAACAGAGAUGGUGUUAUAUGUUCUAGAGUGAUAUUCAGUGACUUAUACUCGUGUCUACAAGUACACAAUUUAGUUAAUCAAGCAUCGGUCGUUUACAUCAAGUUUUUUUUCCUGAAAACAUUUGGCAUUCAUGCUGGAAAUAUUCUUUGUGGUUGCUAAUCAAACCUGCAAAAUGAAGUAUGUGACAACGUAUGAUGUAUUUAGUCGUCUACUUAUUGAUCAGUAUUAUCUUGUUUUUUAUAUAUACAUGUAUAUUUUACAGUCCUGUUUAUUAAUUGUUAAUUGUUUUACACGUUUUACAAAGAAAUUUAUUAUUCUGAUUGUAUAUUUUAUAAUGUUUUACUGUAGUCUAGAUGAUGAAAUUGAACCAUUUUAAUUGCUUAUAGACCAUGUACAAAUAAAUAUUUUCAAUAAAUAAUUUAAACAUUU
This is a messenger RNA of Ruditapes philippinarum (Manila clam), 3139 nucleotides long. RefSeq names its product stabilizer of axonemal microtubules 5-like. The coding region runs from base 158 to 1621 and encodes 487 amino acids. The record is from RefSeq and is a predicted model, not a curated record. The transcript is spliced from 8 exons. Lineage: Eukaryota; Metazoa; Mollusca; Bivalvia; Venerida; Veneridae.